CAGGCUGUGGCCUCAUUAGUUUCUUUACGAUAGAAAUGACUUGUGAUUUCAAAUUAAUUGAUCAUUUUAGACAUUUAUAUUUUCACUAUUACAUGUGUUUGCAUGUAUUUAUGUACAUGUGUGCAUGAGUCAGUACUUGCUUUAAUAAUGUGCACAUUUUCUUUUUCUCUGAAGACCGUCCACGACAUGAAGAUGUUUCGCUCCUGUCCUUUUGUUUGCUGGUAUGUAUAUCUGGUUGCAGCACUUAGCUGGUUACAGACUUGGUCGAAGGACAAAAAUACUCUCACAAACACACAGCCAAACAAGAGCUAACAAUUCACAGCGGUCACAAGUAUUUAGCAAACAAAAAACGAUGUAUAUGUGUUUGUAUGUGUGUUUGUGAGUGUGCGGAGAGGAAUCUGCAAGCACGCGCGCGCACGUGCACGCACACCGGGUGCUGCUCUUUUAAAUCCACCUGUUCACAGCUCUUCCCCGCGCGCUCCGCUCGCUUCUGCUGAUAGGUCUGUGAGGGUGAGAGCAGCGUUUAUUGCCGCCUGUGUGCUGUGCACUGUGGCAGGGCUCCUCUCUAACAGCAGCUCAGCGCAGAGGCCGCAGCAGCAGGGCUCCUGCCGCCGCUGAAUGGAUUACCUACUUAUUCACCUUCCCCGAGUGGCUCUGCGUGGACACCUCCUUGUCUCGGCGCCUUUCUGUGAUUUCUAUGCUCGCCGGGACUGCGACCACUGAUCAUGCACUGAUUUGCGAGCAGCUCUGACUUCGGAGUCGCCUCGCUGCUGCUGGUGCUGCUGGGUGGACGCACAGCUGAUCAUCCGGAGAGGGGCUUUCUGCAACAAAUUGUUGCAAACAUUGUGAGGGGCGAAGUCAUGGUGCCAGCACCGCCUCGGCUUUCUAUGGCACUGUGAGAACUUUCUUUUCAUACACCCCUUGCCCCUCUUUCUUCUUCCCCCUUGCCUCUCUUUUGUUUUAGAUGUUUGGCUGCAGGAUCGUGCUUCCUCGGGAAAUUAUCCACGUUUCCCUUUUCAAUUAUGUUCACGUUUGCUGCCUUCUGCUACAUGCUGUCUCUGGUCCUCUGUGUGUCCCUGAUUUUCUUCGCAAUAUGGCAU
Molecule: messenger RNA, 1100 nt
Organism: Haplochromis burtoni (Burton's mouthbrooder)
Lineage: Eukaryota; Metazoa; Chordata; Actinopteri; Cichliformes; Cichlidae
Product: protein cornichon homolog 3-like
Biological process (GO): vesicle-mediated transport; regulation of AMPA receptor activity
Cellular component (GO): synapse; dendrite
Source: RefSeq, a predicted model, not a curated record